Molecule: messenger RNA, 2544 nt
Organism: Acanthopagrus latus (yellowfin seabream)
Lineage: Eukaryota; Metazoa; Chordata; Actinopteri; Spariformes; Sparidae
Gene: eif2ak1
Product: eukaryotic translation initiation factor 2-alpha kinase 1
Exons: 14
Coding region: 324-2309 (661 amino acids)
Biological process (GO): protein phosphorylation
Molecular function (GO): ATP binding; protein kinase activity
Source: RefSeq, a predicted model, not a curated record
AGACCACACUAGUUUUGUUGAUUUCAUGCUAACAUUUUUUUGUAGAACUUUUGUUUGAUCGCCGUUCUUGGUCGAGCACGUGUGUUGUCAGGCGGUCUCUGGCUAUUUCGGCUGUAGAAACAUGGCUGAACAUAUGGGACUUGUGAGAGAAACCUUCCACCGUCUCUUUUGACAUAUUUAUGCGAUGUAAACACUUGUGAAGCCAGAAUUCAAUGAGUAUUUUGGCGCCUCUCGCUGCUGACAUGGGAUAGCUGCGGUAAAUUGAGCAGCAUUUAAAAACAAACGCACUUUUUUGGACUAGUUAUUAUUCUUCGUGUACAAUAAUGUACAGUUCGACAUCCAACCACGGACCCCUGGUGUCGGAGGAAUGUUCUGGUAGCAGCAGUAAUAUUUUAGUCCACCACAACAUUAAACUCAUCGAGACACAUGACGUUGAGAAUAUCGGCCUGAUGAGUUUGGCCAGCGAGGACGACGAUGAUGAAGUCCAGUUUGACACCUCAGACACAGAUGAUAACCAUGAGGUGUUGAUGGCCGGCAGGCGUUACCUGUCCAUCCAGGAGUUUGCCUCAGCAAUCCCCAACCACCUUCUGCUGGGCUCUCUGCUGGAGCACCUGUGCUUUGUCUACGAGAGCAAUCCAGCACGCUCACGUAUGCUGUUUAAAGUCAUUGGCCAGCGUUUAGCCGCCAUGAACCUCCUCUCACCUUUGGCUGUAAGUGAUGAGUUCAGCACCGUCAGACUGCAGCACAACCGGGCCUUCACUGAGCUGCUUCAUGCCGCAAGCUCCUCGCUAUAUCCACAGGGUCAACAGCUUCUUGGCUCAAACGCACACAAUCCAGCAGUAAGACCGAAGGAGGGCCUGUUUCAAGCGCAGACGUCUCGGUAUCUUAGCGAAUUUGAGGAGAUUUGUAGACUUGGAAAAGGAUCAUAUGGAAAUGUUUGGAAGGUUAUGAACAAACUGGAUGGACAGUGCUACGCUGUGAAGAAAAUACUCAUCAAAAAGGUCUCAAAGGAUGACUGCAUGAAGGUCCUCAGGGAAGUAAAAGUGUUGUCCAGCCUGCAGCAUGUAAAUGUUGUGGGCUAUCACACUGCCUGGAUGGAACAUGUUCAGCCUGCGGCCCCUGAGUCUCUCCUGCCAGCACUGAGAGAUCAUGAAAGUUCCGAUGAGAGCCCAGACAGCAGCAGCACCAGCUCCAUUGUUUUUGAAAGCCUCAGUCACGCACCGUCAGAUGCAGCCCCACGUGCCAAAGCACACCCAGGAGAGACCCAGCCUGUCAAAGCUUUAGUUCCGACCCAAGAGAAUGGCCAAGUGGUGUGUCCCAAAACGAUGCGGCGCAUCCCGAAGAACUACGUCCCCUGUGUGUUCCUGGGACACCGAGAUCCCAUGAAGGCCACCAAAUGUCCUGCCACAGGCUGGGACAGUUCAGCACUUCUAGAGGAGGAGUCUAGCAGGAGUAGCAUGGAACUGAACAACAACUCCUGCAUUGACAAGGAUUGUCAGCAGUGGGCUGACGUUUGCACAACAAAGCCUCCCAAAGAGGUCCAAUUCCACCUGAUGCUCUACAUCCAGAUGCAGCUGUGUGAGCGCUCUCUCAAGGACUGGAUCUCUGACAGGAACAACAAGCCCAAAGAAGAACUGACCUCAACAUGUCCAUAUGGAUGUGUUGAUACUGAACACACACUGAGCCUGCUGAGAAGGAUACUUGAAGGCGUCGAGUACAUUCACUCCAGGGGAAUCAUGCACAGAGACCUGAAGCCAAGGAACAUUUUCCUCCAUGGUCAUGACAGUCAUGUUCGGAUUGGGGACUUUGGUUUGGCCUGCAGGGAUCUAAUAAUGGAUGGUCAUAAAGGGACCUCCUCUCCCAGCGCUGAUUCCUCACAUACCACAGGUGUUGGCACAUUUGUAUAUGCUGCACCAGAGCAAUUUAUGGGCUCCCAUUAUGAUUCAAAGUCAGACAUGUACAGCAUCGGGGUGCUCGCUUUCGAGCUAUUCCAGCCCUUUGGGACAGAGAUGGAGCGGGUCCGGACCCUUGGGAACCUGAGAGAGGGGAAAAUCCCAGAUUCGUUCUGCCAAAGAUGGCCAGUCCUGACUAAAUACAUCAUGAAACUGACGUGUAAAGAGCCAAGUGUUCGGCCCACAGCUAGCCAGCUUCUACAGAGUGAACUCUUCUGCAGUAAAGACAUUGUGAUCCAUGGCUUGAAGAAAAGGGUUGAACAGCAGGAGGAAGAGAUCAUGCAGCUGAGGAGACAGAUCAGCCAGCUUCAGAGCUCACAAGUCACAGUUCACAUCUCUGAGCCGGACAAAGCCUGACCCUUUAAUCUCAACUCUUCACAGACUGUCAAUACUUGAUUCAUUCUACCACUGCUGUACUGUGUUUUGCUUACUUGGUACAAGUGGUAGAGUGUGUGUGUGUGUGUGCGUGUGUGUGUGUGCGCGUGCAUGUGUAAUCAUUUGAGUGUGUCUUGUACACCUGGAUGUAAGGGCGCAGCUAUUUAUCUUCAUUCAGUUCAAUAAAACCAGUUUCUGAUAUGCCUUGCCAGAUUUA